Molecule: messenger RNA, 2918 nt
Organism: Centropristis striata (black sea bass)
Lineage: Eukaryota; Metazoa; Chordata; Actinopteri; Perciformes; Serranidae
Gene: adra1ab
Product: adrenoceptor alpha 1Ab
Exons: 3
Coding region: 471-1859 (462 amino acids)
Biological process (GO): positive regulation of cytosolic calcium ion concentration; cell-cell signaling; adenylate cyclase-activating adrenergic receptor signaling pathway
Cellular component (GO): membrane
Molecular function (GO): alpha1-adrenergic receptor activity
Source: RefSeq, a predicted model, not a curated record
GAGGCAGCAGGAGGGACGGAGCUCUUUGCUCUCCGUGGCGGACACGAUGCCGCAUGGCCGCUUUUUCUACUGUUUCUCUUUUUAAAAACUGCGCUGUGAACAAGGUUUCCUGCAGUAAAGCCUUUCAGCAUGGCUGAACGCUGAACAUUCUGAAUCCAUCAGUGGCUGCCACUUAAAGAAAAUGAAUAUUUGUCAUUUCUAUUAAGCUUCUCUGGACUAAAAAUGACAAACUGUGGCAGUGUGUCUCUUUCUGAAUAUGACAUCCUGCCAAGGAACCCUGGCAGAGGCCACGUGAUCGACGGAGCGUUGGCAAGAGAUGCGGCAUCUACAAAUGAACUGCAGGAAAAGCUUUUAUUCUCUGAGCAGCAGGAACAAGGCAGAGGGUUGAAGCUGUAAUAGAGGAACAGAUGUGGCAUGAAUGGCAUCAAUCUGGAAAACACUAAAAAACUCAAUGCACCCAACAGAUAACAAUGGUUCCUGCUGAGAACAUGAGUGUUUUCUCUGAUGGCUGUCCAAACUGCAGCUCCUCCUCCGCCAACCCAGAUGUGGAUGUAGCCAAGGCAGUGGUUCUGGGGAUGGUGCUGUUGGUGUUUGUAGUGUUCGGGGUUCUUGGCAACAUCCUGGUCAUCCUGUCAGUGUUGUUCCACCACCACUGGCGCUCUGUGACACAUUACUUCAUCGCCAACCUGGCAGCGGCGGACCUGCUGCUCAGCUCCGCCGUCCUGCCUUUCUCCGCGACCUCGGAGGCCCUCGGCAGAUGGGUGUUUGGCCGCUCCUUCUGCAGCGUCUGGGCCGCUCUGGACGUCCUCUGCUGCACCGCCUCCAUCCUCAGCCUGUGUGUGAUCUCCAUCGACCGGUACCUGGCUGUCAGCUACCCUCUGCGCUACCCUGCCAUAGCCACGGGGCGGCGAGGCCUGACGGCCGUGGCUGCUCUCUGGGGACUCUCCGCGGCGAUAUCCGUGGGCCCUCUGUUCGGCUGGAAGGAGCCCGACCCGGAAGACGAGACGGUGUGCCGGAUCACGGAGGAGCCCGGCUACGCUUUGUUCUCAGCAUUAGGAUCUUUUUACAUACCUCUGGCCAUCAUCCUGGCCAUGUACUGCCGUGUGUACACUGUGGCGAAGAGAGAGACAAAAACCCUGAGGAAGAGCAGUAAGGGAGAAGGGGUUGAGACGGAGGGAGUGAUGCUGAGGAUACACAGAGGGAACGCUGCUCAGAUGGACAAGCAGGAGGGUGAUGAGGGGACCGUGACGCAUAAACGCACCACCUUUUCGCUGCCGAAGUUUCUGAAGUUCUCGAGGGAAGAGAAAGCUGCCAAGACUCUUGGCAUUGUUGUUGGGUGCUUCAUUCUGUGCUGGCUCCCUUUUUUCCUCGUUCUACCCAUCGGAUCCAUCUUCCCAUCCUGUAAGCCUUCAGAAACCAUCUUUAAGAUAACCUUCUGGCUGGGUUACCUCAACAGCUGCAUUAACCCCAUUAUCUACCCGUGCUUUAGCCGGGAGUUCAAGAAAGCCUUCCACAACGUGCUCCGUGGUCGCUGCCUGAGAACUGGGGUACUGGCAGCCAAACCGCAAGGACACAUCAGCGCCCACUCCUCCAGCCCGGGCCCCCAAUCCAAUACUUCUGCUCUCCCGGCCCAAAGCCACGUCACUGUCUCCCCGUGGUGCUGCUGCAGGGCGCUGUCGACCUCCUCGUCAUCUGUCUGCGCAUCAGAUCAGGCUCAAAGUGCACAACUCCAGAGUAACAGUCUGCUGAAGGCGUGGUGUCUCACAGCGAGACGAACGCCGGUACCGCAGAACCCCUCCGGUCACAAAUCAACCAAGGUCUUACACGUCUCUCUCGGCGUUACAGGAGAAGCUGUUUGAUUAGCACGUUGAUGCAACGGUGGAAUAUUUUUAAAUCCAAUCCUGCACUACGAUUUCUGCCUCGUGGAAAUACUUAUAUACAACUGUUGCAUGUAUAUUUAAAUUCCUCAGAGGCAUCAGAGUGCAGAGCAUGCUGAUAGCGAGACUUGUCUCCGGAGCAGGCAGAAGAUAACUCUGUUGCCUUAAGGCUUUAUGCCAGUAUAAAUGCCUGGAGUGUCAAAUAAAAUGUGAUUUGGGAAAGUGAAUGAAUAAAACUGUGUCUACACAGCCAGUACUGAGCUGCUCAUGAACAGAACACUACCGCUGGUGUCAAAGCGCUCAAUCGGAGCUACUUAGUGAUAAACAAGGAGACUGAAGUAUGAAUACAAGUCCAGACUUUUGGAAAAACCCUCUUUGGCCAAAGAAAUGCAAACUUGAAGCCCUUUUUGCAAGACACAAUGGUUAGUAGGGAUCAUUCUGUGCACUGAAAAGGAAUUAAAGAGAUAAUAAAAUCUUAUUGAAAUGACAUUGUAAAAGAACUCCAGAGACAUUACUUCUUCAAACAUUAGCUGUGUUUCUGCAGAAAAGAAGGCGCUUAAGGGCGAGAUACUCGUAAAUCCGGGCAUAAUUAGCUUUCACUGACAACUCUGAGAAAGUGGACGCCGCUGUAGGAGUGCAUGUAUUAUAUGUGUGACCUUUAAGUUGAAAAACAAAAGGGACUAAAUAAUUACAGGCUUUUGAUUUUGAAAUCCCUGUCACAGAGAGAAAAAAGUUAGAAACUGUUGGAGGGAAGAGAAAUAUCAGUCGAUGUUUGGAAAACAAUACAAUACUGUGCAGAGACAAACAAAGGCUCUUCAUUCUGCGUCUCUGAAGGUUUCGAUGUUCGGUUUUUUGUUUUUGUCGAGGCUGUAUCAAAGAUGUCUUGAAUCAACUUUUAAUGUUUGGCAUCAUAGCUUGUGGGGGUGUUAAAUAAAUGAAAAGGUGUCAGAUGGUUUUCUCUCUGUUUUUGACUACUGGUUUCCUGCCAGUGUAGUUCUCCAGAGUUAUGUCUCCCCCAUGCAAACAUUGGAAAAUUACAUA